AUGUCGUCGCUCUUUGGCAAUGUGGGCGCCGCUACGGCUGCCGCUCAGCCUCAACCCAACACCACGGGCGAUAUUUCCAAAGACGUCGCGUUGAACUCGCCUCCAGAAGACAGUAUCUCAGACCUGGCUUUCUCCCCUGUCAGCAACCACCUUGCCGUGUCGUCGUGGGAUAAAAAAGUUCGCAUCUACGAGAUCAACGACCAGGGACAAAGCGAAGGCAAAGCUUUCUUUGAACAUGAAGGCCCCGUCUUGAACUGCUGCUGGUCUCCGGACGGAACCAAGGUAGUCGGCGUCGGAGCCGACAAGGCUGCUCGCAUGCUCGACCUGGGCUCGAACUCAACCACCGCUACUCAGGUGGCUGCCCACGAUGGCCCCAUCCGCUGCUGCGAAAUGAUCACCAAUCCCACCAAUUCAUCACAGCCACUGAUCAUCACGGGCUCUUGGGACAAAAAAGUGAAAUACUGGGACAUUCGGCAGCAAACACCAAUCGCCCAGAUUGAAUGCCAGGAGCGUGUAUACACAAUGGAUGUCAAGAACAAACUUCUCGUAAUUGGCACGGCUGACCGCUAUAUCAACAUUGUCAACCUGGACAACCCGACUACAUUCUACAAGACAAUGCAGUCUCCGCUGAAAUGGCAAACCAGGGUUGUCAGCUGUUUUGCAGACGCCACCGGCUUUGCCGUCGGAAGUAUCGAAGGCCGCUGUGCCAUCCAGUAUGUGGAAGAGAAGGAUGCGUCCUCCAACUUUAGUUUCAAGUGCCAUCGUGAGACCCCUGCCGGAACACGGGACAUCAGCAACAUCUACGCCGUAAACUCCAUAUCCUUCCACCCUCUGCAUGGCACUUUCAGUACCGCCGGUAGCGACGGCACAUUCCACUUCUGGGAUAAAGAUGCAAAGCACAGACUGAAAGGCUAUCCGUCUGUUGGUGGCACAAUCUCGACCACUACAUUUAACCGGGACGGUAACAUAUUUGCGUAUGCAGUCAGUUAUGACUGGAGCAAGGGAUACACAGGGAACACCCCACAAACGCCCAACAAAGUGAUGCUUCACCCUGUCGCCCCUGAAGAGGUGAAGCCUCGACCAAACACGAGAAAGCCGAGGUAA
This is a messenger RNA of Talaromyces rugulosus, 1104 nucleotides long. RefSeq lists its product as uncharacterized. Bases 1 to 1104 code for a protein of 367 amino acids. The record is from RefSeq and is a predicted model, not a curated record. Gene Ontology annotation, biological process: RNA export from nucleus; transcription-dependent tethering of RNA polymerase II gene DNA at nuclear periphery. The transcript has 2 exons. Gene Ontology annotation, molecular function: ubiquitin binding; RNA binding. Lineage: Eukaryota; Fungi; Ascomycota; Eurotiomycetes; Eurotiales; Trichocomaceae. Gene Ontology annotation, cellular component: nuclear pore.